AUGUUUGUCAACAGGGUUAUGGGAGGAAGAAUUGGGUUAGUUGAUAUUAGUGCUCAAAUUUUCACUGACAACCCUUUAAAGGAUCCAACACUUCCCGCGUUAUCAACAAAAGAAACACAAUUCCAUACAAGAAACGAACCCAAAACAGCAGUAAGAAACAAAGAAGAAACCAAAGGAAACCAGAGUUUCAUUGCCAAAAGGCUGGAGAUCAGAACAGCAACAUCAAGAAGAGCAGCAAUGGCUUUUCUGUAUCUUCUUCUUGCUAUCUUGAUGAGCUUGGGAGGUCUAGUGCAUGGGCAAUUCUUGCCAAAGACACCGUCUGUAGUGGAAAAUGGUUCACAUGUAUCUGCAUUGUACAUAAUGGGUGAUUCUUCUGUCGAUUGUGGGAAGAACAGUCUCUUCUACCCUUUUCUUCACAGAAAUCUUUCUUUGCUUCCUUGUAAUGGAUCAGACUCGACUCUUCUUCCUCAUCUUCUAGCUCAGAAGAUGGGCUUGCCAAAUUCCCCACCAUUCUACCGUCAGAAUGGAUCGAUUGAAGGGCUAAGAAAAGGAGUGAACUAUGGUUCUGCACAUGCAACAAUCAUAAGCCCCAGGAGCCACAGUCACCAGUCUUUUAAUCAACAGCUACGCCAAGUAUAUGAGACCUUCCAGUUGUUGCUGCUUCAGUAUAGAGAAGACAGAGCCCAGGAUUUUAUCAAAUCCUCCAUAUUCUAUCUUUCCUUUGGAAAAGAUGACUAUGUUGACCUCUUCCUGAGGAAUGCUUCAGGCUUAAUGCUCAAGUACAGUGGCCAAGAAUUUGCUCACAUUCUGGUCAACCAGAUGGUUAAUGCUAUAAGGAUCCUUUAUGAUGCAAAUGUGAGGAAGAUCAUAAGCACGGGAGUAUUGCCGUUGGGAUGCACGCCACGUGUGGUAUGGGAGUGGUAUAAUUCAACUGCUAUUCGUGACGAAAAGGGUUGUGUGGAAGAGAUCAAUGAGUUGGUUUUGCAAUACAAUACCAUGCUAAAUGAGCGCAUUGUGGAGCUUAAUGUGGAGUUGCCAGAUGCGCAGAUAAUUUUCUGUGACGUAUACCAGGGAAUGAUGGAGGUCAUAACCAACCCAACAGUCUCCGGAUUUAGUGAUACCAAGAAUGCGUGCUGUGGGCUCGGUCUUCAUGGUGCAGAGAUUGGCUGUGUUUCUGCAGAGAUGACCUGCGACCAAUCUUCAGCUCAUGUCUGGUGGGAUCUUUACAAUCCUACACAAGCAUUGAACUCCUUACUUGCUGAUUCAGCCUGGUCUGGCUAUCCCUUGCCCGGCAUUUGCCGUCCUAUCACAGUCCAGGAUUUGGUUUACCCUUCAGGUUCACAUCUGACCUGA
Molecule: messenger RNA, 1353 nt
Organism: Dovyalis caffra
Lineage: Eukaryota; Viridiplantae; Streptophyta; Magnoliopsida; Malpighiales; Salicaceae
Source: the annotation of a GenBank genome assembly